Molecule: messenger RNA, 1507 nt
Organism: Dreissena polymorpha
Lineage: Eukaryota; Metazoa; Mollusca; Bivalvia; Myida; Dreissenidae
Product: fibrinogen alpha chain-like
Exons: 12
Coding region: 56-1318 (420 amino acids)
Source: RefSeq, a predicted model, not a curated record
UUUCACUGAAAGACAGAUUGCGCAGUGAAUUUACCGUCGUGGCAUAAGGUGGAAAAUGAAGACUCAUCUUCUACUGACGAUACUUCUACUUUGCCAAACACUAGGAACUUAUCUUGCAUUAACAUGUUUGAAAUGCACCAAUGUUGUACAGCCCCGGCAUUGUGAAACAGUCAUGACUUGCCCACAAAAUGACGAUGUAUGUUAUCUUGAUCGGGGAACAAAUGCCUUCGGAGAAGAGGAAUACGCUCUAGGAUGCAUCUCUCAACAUUCAUGCCAUAACACAACGAUCUACUCGGCUACAAGCCGUUGCUCUCAGUGCUGUGACAGAGAUCUGUGCAACCAGGAGGGGUGUGGAGAAAUAGGUUUUCCUACAAACCGAGGGCCUGUCUGCUACAAUUGCCAUUCUCCUUUACCGGACGGUCGUUGUCAUAAUGUCGAGAUAUGUCGUGCCGGAGAGGUAUGCAGCGUGACUGGAAAAGAAAAGUUCGAAACACAAGUCUUUACAUCGCAAUGCCUUCCCAGUGAUGACUGCGGGGCUCAUACUGUUGGACUCAUAAUCGGUAAACGCAGCAGUGUGACCGAAAAGUUCGUCCGGACAUUUGAUCCUUAUGACUGUUUUCAAUGUUGCAGCAGUGACCUUUGCAACCGCAAUUGCAACAGACAAGAGGCUCAUCUAUGUCAGGCUAUUUCAGGCCCUGACUGUUCUGAUCUUCAACGCCAGAAUGCUUCUCUUUCAAGUGGGGUGUACACUAUCACAACCCCUCUCACUCACUCCAAGUUACAGGUGUACUGUGACAUGGAGACGGACGGAGGAGGAUGGACGGUUUUUCAAAAACGUUUCAACGGCAGUGUGGAUUUUUAUCGGAACUUUAGUGAAUAUGAAAACGGAUUCGGAUUUGUUGAUGGCGAACACUGGCUAGGACUAAAAUACCUUCGCGAUAUGGCUUCUCUGGGUAGCUAUCAACUCCGUCUGGAUAUAUUACGUUCUACCGGGAGCAAGGCAUUUGAUGUGUAUGACAAUUUCAGCCUGGGACCUGGACCUAAUUAUUUAUUAUACAUCGGAUCACGGUUACGUUUUAGUGGAUGUCAAUCAAUCCUUGGAUCAGCAGACGGUCAAUCAUUUAGUACAUAUGACCAUGACUACGACAGGUGGAAUGACAAUUGCGCAGUUCGUUUCCAUGGCGCCUGGUGGUACAACAUGUGUUUUCAUUUAAACCCGAAUGGAUUGUAUACACCAGGAAAAUUUGACCUUUAUGCCAUGGCAUACGACGAUUCUGUUGGCCUAAAUGCUACCACUUUAAUGAUCAAGCGAAUUUGAUCUUUAUUUUAAUAUUUGUACUUUUAAACAGAGGAUCCUUAUUCUAUCAGCAAAUGUAGAUUAACACUGCACGACCAACAACACCAUUUUCCUUAUUGCCAAUAUAAAUUUUAAACUUAGUUAUAAAACCAACUUCAAUGAUAUUGUUUUCACGAUUUGUAUUUGUAAAUCAUUAAAUUUUGUAUCGUU